Oikopleura dioica is the source of this 333-nucleotide messenger RNA. NCBI's taxonomy places the organism in Eukaryota, Metazoa, Chordata, Appendicularia, Copelata, Oikopleuridae. The record is from the annotation of a GenBank genome assembly.
AUGACCAUCUCCACAACUCCCACUCGAGUUCGAACCCUCUCCGGCCCUCGACUCGAAAUCGAAGAAUGCUCCGGCGAAAACAUCCGCCGCUUCUCAAUGGUUUUAGACGAGCAAGUUCCGAAAAACUCUCCGAUGAAAAAGUUGAAAAAGACGCUCAAGAAACUCCUAAAACUCGAAAAGGCUCCAAAAGAAAUGAAAAAGUCCCAGUUUUUGGCUGAAGAAAAAGAGGAUGAAACGAUUUCGGCCCCGAUAAUUAACUACAAUAUUUCCAUUAUUCAAAACGAUUCUGGAAAUUCCAUCGUUUUCUGGGAAGAAUCUUACGAAGCCAUCUAA